GGCAUCCUUCCUUUUGGUCCCAGGCUGCACGUAGCUGCGGCGGUCUGACAACAUAACGUCUCCAGAAGUCAACUGUUGCUGGAUUAUUGGUUGUGAUUUUUAUUUUGGAGGGCACUAACCACCCGACAAUAUGCCCAUGUACCAGGUAAAGCCCGUCUUUGGGGUUGACGUAAAGAUUAAUUUGCCAACCUGCAUGUACAAGUUACAGAAUAUCCACGGGCAGGGAAGUGCAAGUGGCUGCUCCGAACAUGCGCUUCAGGUAACUCAUUUCAUUCCGUCCAUAAAUGGACAAGCUAAUCUCACUAAUGUCAUAAAUUAACUAGCCAGCUAAUAAAUGUGACAUUUGUCGUCAAAAAUGAGCUAGCUACAUAGCCCCACCCCCACAACAACAACAACAGUCAGCAGCUAGAUACUUUUCCAACUAGUUAGCUAACGUUAGCCUAGCUUCAAUCCUACCAAUCUCGGCUGAUGCAAUGAUGUGUGGCUGACUAGCUGAGUUAGCUACUGUAGCUAGAUGUUUUGGUUGUGCCCUCCAGAAUGUGACAGGACGUUACCAGUACACUACACAGAAAAUAUAUUUGCCUCUACAGAGUAAGUUAGAUUUUAGCAGCCAGCAUAUGAUCUGCACAGUUCAGACCUUUUGUGUCCUAGACUGAGUCUUGAUUAUAUGGGUGGGUGUACUGACUGCCAGGAAUGUACUACUGUAGCUAGCUAACGUUGGCGAGACCGCAGCAACAACAUGUCAUUAUACAGUAUGAUGAACAGCUAGGUUAUAUAGCCGAGUAGUCUAUUCUAGUAGCCUUUUUCUAAAUGAUGGCAUGCCAUCUAACGUUAAGCUAAUGGUUUCAGCCAUAGCCGAACGUUAUAUUAUAAUGUUGCUAGCUGGCUAUAGAAAUGGCUCUGAAUUCAGCCUUAUCGACAAUGACUCUCCGUUUACAAUCAUCAGACCAAAUUAUCUAGUUAGUUUAUAAGAAUGCCUCAAUGCCACAGAAAAUGCCACAUUUCUCUUUUCACCUAAAGACUUCCUCAGUAAACACAGCUUUCUUGGCAAUCAACCCCUUCACCCCUCUCAGUAUUCAUUCCCCCUCAAACAAUUAUCUGACUGACUACAUAGCUAGUCCCUCAGUGUGACAUAGGCCUAACCAAUGUUCCCUCUAAUUUUCUAAGGCGGUCAGCAAAUUUCAGGUCUGCUGUAAGCAAACUUGAAUGUUGGGAAAAUUCUGUGCAGCUUCCAGCUCACAUUUACUGUGAACACUGAGGCUGUACCCGCUUUAAGUUACAGUUUUAACGGUGGCCAAGUAGGCUACUGUGACUAUUUGAUCAUAAUGUAGGCCUACCAGAGUGACCUACCAUCAAAAACAAUGGAGAAAAUCCAUCCCAUAACAUUUUAAACUUUGAAAUAGCUGUUCUAUCAUUCAGCCUACAGCAGAAGCCAAUGUGUGGUGUUCAACGUAGGCCUACAUUCCAUGAGACUUUUGAAAAAAAACAUACAGGGCUUGACAUUAACCUGUUUAUCCAUUUGUCCUUAAGACAAGGAGGUGACUGAACAUUUUAUUAAUAAUAUAAUUAUUAUAAUAAUAUGCCAUUGAGCAGACGUUUGUGUUGUUAUUGUGUUGUUUGAUGCAAGAAACCACUUCACAAAAUAAAAUGCAUUAUUAUUCCCAUACCAUUAUUACAGAGAAUGAGACAAAUUAUGCUACGCUCUGGCUAUUGGCUACUUAGCUUAUUCAAGCCUGUGUCAAAAUACAACACUGACCCUUUAUGACCAAAAAAAAGAUCUUUACCUGACUGGCUUUUCAAAGAUGUCUUGAAAUGUAUACGUUUUGUGCUCUUGUAGGAAGCAAUCACUCCCCCAUAGCUGACUACAAAUAAUGUAUAACUGGGCUAUUAACUCACUAACUAGCAAACAAUAUGAACAACAUGUGCAGACGUGGCUACAUGCAGCUCUUGCUUUGAUCUCAAAACAAGCGCAUCUACUCAAGACCACAGCUGUAAACACAGUCCAGUUCAAAAUAAAUGGCACAGAUCCAUAUAUGGCAAUGGUCUAUUUGCAUAUAGGCCUAUUGCAGCUAUGAUUGGUUAUGCCGCACUGGUCUGUGUAGAGUACAGGCUGAGUCGUGCGCAAUAGGCCUACUCCGAAGUGUUCUCCCUACAACAAAAUCUCUUGCAUAGUUAGUUUUGUUUCGGUAUGUUGCAUUGAAAGUGGCUAAUAUUGCGUUGAUUCGAUCACAAUUGCCACAGUAAAGGGAAACGUUGAUAGUGCUAACUAACAGGGAAAACUCUAGAAAGUUGAGAAGUUCAAUCAAGCGGCAGUCCCGGGGGAGCUGCGCGGCAGUCUCGGGGCUACUGCGCACCCGCGUGCGGCUUGGAGGGAAGAUUGGGCUAAGCCAACCAUGUUUAGAGAAUGAUCAUGUAAUGUGUGUUUGUGUGUAUUGUGUUAACACAUUUCUUUCACAGGGCCCUGAGGGCAGCGUGGGUGUGUUUACUUUCUCUUCCUGUCCUGAAUAACAGACAGGUAGACCCUGCAGUGCAGGCUUUGGAGCUGCGUCAGCAUAAAAUCAAGGACCGCUGAUGUGUGUGAGUUUGUCUUAAUGUACAGUAUAUAUGUGGUAACCAUAGCUCUCCAUCCCCUCUCUCCCCCCUCCCCCUGUAGAACGGAGGGACAGAGGUGGACCCUGCGUUCAGAGACCUGGAGGCACGUCAGGAUGAGAUAAUGCGCAGGCUCUAUGAGCUGAAGGCAGCCGUGGACGGCCUAGCCAAGACCGUGACCACACCGGACGCUGACCUGGACCAGACAGUGACCUCUCUCUCCCAGAGCCCCACAGCCUUCAGAGGCACUGCAGACCUGGACUCCCUACUGGGCAAGGUGAGGAAUAGAGCUCUUGUCAAUUAGAGUUCUGAUAGGAAUAGAGCUAUUUUCUGUUAGAGAUCUUAUAGCAACAGAGCUCUUGUCAAUUAGAGCUCUGAUAAGAAAAGAGCUCUUGUCUGUUAGAGAUCUUAUAGGAAUAGAGCUCUUGUCAAUUAGAGUUCUGAUAAGAAUAGAGCUAUUUUCUGUUAGAGAUCUUAUAGCAACAGAGCUCUUGUCAAUUAGAGCUCUGAUAAGAAAAGAGCUCUUGUCUGUUAGAGAUCUUAUAGGAAUAGAGCUCUUGUCAAUUAAGAGUUCUGAUAGGAAUAGAGCUCUCUUCUGUUAGAGAUCUUAUAGCAAUAGAGCUCUUGUCAAUUAGAGCUCUCAUAGGAACAUCAAUUCAUUAAGUUGAGUUUCGCCUAUACUCUGCUUUAUUUGUCUAUUUCGGCUAUGCCACGACUCAAGAUUGGUGGAAACACCUUAUGAUGGUAUCAUCAUCAUUUGCCCUCUACCCAUUAGGACCUGGGUGCCCUCCGGGACAUUGUGAUCAACGCCAAUCCGGCACGACCGCCCCUCACCCUGCUGGUGCUCCAUGCAAUGCUAUGCCAUCGCUACCGGGUGCUCUCCAGCGUGCAUGUCCACUCGUCAUUGUCUGGUGUGCCCGCGCAGCUCCUCUCCUGCCUGGGGCCGCGCCACACAGACAGCUACGUCCGCCAGAGUUUCCAGCUGGGCUUCACCCUUAUAUGGAAAGAUGGUAAGGGUGGGGGUGGUCAGAGACAGGGUAGAAAAAUAGUAGAAGGUUUAUGGGGGGACAGUAGGUGGAGAAAUAUGGGGUGGGCAGAUUGGGUUAGGAUUGUCACCUAGCCAUAGCUCCUGACAGAGAGUCUGCUCACCAUUUACUAUUCAUAUGUCAAUGUGUCCUUUCAUUGUUAGCUGCUUUCAACAUUUUUAACAUCUAUUUAGAUUAUCUUUGGAUUAAAUGUACAUUUCUCCUCUCAUCCCUUGCCCUCACUCAUUGCCCUUUCUCUCUCUAUCUGUCUCCCCUCUCUCCUCUCUCUGUCUCCUCUCUCUCUCUCUGUCUCCCCGCUCUCCUCUCUCUCUGUAUCCUCUCUCUCUCUGUCUCCCCUCUCUCCUCUCUCUCUGUCUCCUCUCUGUCUCCCCUCUCUCUUCUCUUUCUGUCUCCUCUCUCUCUCUCCGUCUCUCUCUCGCCUCUCUGUCUCCUCUGUCUCGCCCCUCUCUCUCUCUGUCUCGCCCCUCUCUCUCUCUGUCUCCUCUCUCGCCCCCUCUCUCUCUGUCUCCUCUCUCUCUCUGUCUUCUCUGUCUCUCUGUCUCCUCUCUCUCUCUCUCUGUCUCCUCUCUCCCUGUCUCCUCUCUCUCUGUCUCCCCCUCUCUCUCUCUGUCUCCCCUCUCUCUCUGUGUCUCCUCUCUCUGUUUCCCACCUCUCUCUGUCUCCCCUCUCUCUCUCUCUCCCCCUCUCUCUCUCUCUCUCUCUCUCUCUCUUUCUCUCUCCUCUCUCUCUCUCUCUCUCUCUCUCUCUCUCUGUUUCUCUCUGUCUCCCCCCUCUCUCGCUCUGUUUCCCACCUCUCUCUGUCUCCCCUCUCUGUCUCUCUAGUCCCCAAGCUGCAGAUGAAGUUCAGCAUCCAGAACAUGUGCCCCAUCGAGGGCGAGGCCAACGUGGCACGCUUCCUGUUCCGCCUCAUUGCCCCUUACCCCAGCGACCCCACACUGGCUACACUGGUGGACAGUUGGGUGGACACGGCCUUCUUCCAGCUGGCCGAGGGCAGCGCUAAGGAGCGGUCUGCCGUACUCAGCGCCCUCAACAGCGCUUUGGGUCGCGACCCCUGGCUGGCCGGUCCCGAGUUCUCGCUGGCUGACAUCGCCUGUUACUGCUGCGUCCUCCAGACAGGCCCCGCCUCCUCCUCUCCGGCCAAUGUCCAGCGCUGGCUUAAAGCGUGUGAGAACCUGGGCCACUUUGGCCCGGCCCACCCUCUACUGCAGUGA
Coregonus sp. 'balchen' is the source of this 4846-nucleotide messenger RNA. Lineage: Eukaryota; Metazoa; Chordata; Actinopteri; Salmoniformes; Salmonidae. The record is from the annotation of a GenBank genome assembly.